AUGAAUAGUAUUGCAGUUUGUUCUUCAUGCUCACAAUUUAUUCAGACUCAUGUAUUCACUUGUUCUAUAUGCGCUGAUUUCAAAUUAUGUGCCAAUUGUGAAAUUUUGGGUGAACAUUCACAACACGGGCUUCUACGAACUGUUAUUACAAAUAAUAUCAAUGAGAAUGUUUUGAAUUUUAUACCCGUGGAACACGUGGAACGCGACAAUGAUCGAAAUGAAUAUGAAUCAAUUUCCCCGCUGAAUCCGAUGUGCUCAAAUUGUGAUCGAGUUAUCAUAACUCAUAUUUUCAAAUGUACAAUUUGCCCAAACAAUUAUGCGAUUUGUGAUAUUUGUGAGAAUCAAGAAAUUCAUCCAGAUCACCCACUUUUGAGAAUUGUGGAUCGGAAUAAUGUGAAUAUUUGUGAAUUGAUGGACCGUGAUGAAUAUCAGGCUAUGAAUUCAAGUGUGGAGAGAGUUCAGGAGGUGAGAGAAUUUAUUGGCAAGCAGCCAAGUUUUCUGUUCUUAUCAAUGUUAUCAAUUGGUAGAAAACAUUAGAUGACGUCACAAAAUUUAUUUGUAGAGAAAAAUGUUUUCAGUGAUGUUUUUCCAGAAUCUCCCACCGGAACCCAAAAUCACAAUAACCUUCUGCCGCCUCAGUGGCCCACCUCUAUCUCUCGAAGUCUAUCCAUCCGAUCCAAUUUCAUCGAUCCACCCAAAAAUCCUCGAAAACCUUGGCCAACCUCUCUACGCCUAUCGUGUGCUUUUCAAUUCGAGAUCCAUCGAAUUUGGCAACAGUUUCAAUGACUACGGUAUUUCGGAAGGCGCAAUGAUUUGCGGAAUUUUACGAAUGCGUGGAGGCGGAGACGCGCCGGAAGCCUUGGCUCUAAUCAAAUUGGAUUUUGGUGGAUGGCAGCAAAAAUUCAGACAUCUAAUGUAUCGCCGUCAAAAAAUCAGGGCUCGUUGA
This is a messenger RNA of Caenorhabditis angaria, 946 nucleotides long. NCBI's taxonomy places the organism in Eukaryota, Metazoa, Nematoda, Chromadorea, Rhabditida, Rhabditidae. The record is from the annotation of a GenBank genome assembly.